Argiope bruennichi is the source of this 1617-nucleotide messenger RNA. RefSeq names its product probable asparagine--tRNA ligase, mitochondrial (gene AsnRS-m). Bases 85 to 1572 code for a protein of 495 amino acids. Lineage: Eukaryota; Metazoa; Arthropoda; Arachnida; Araneae; Araneidae. Gene Ontology annotation, molecular function: nucleic acid binding; asparagine-tRNA ligase activity; ATP binding. Gene Ontology annotation, cellular component: mitochondrion. The record is from RefSeq and is a predicted model, not a curated record. The transcript is spliced from 12 exons. Gene Ontology annotation, biological process: asparaginyl-tRNA aminoacylation.
UAUCAUGGCAUGCGAAUUUUAUUUUGAAAGAAUUGAUUUUAGUUUAUAAUAGUUUUUUUUAAUAAAGAAAAUAAUUUUUUUAAAAUGUUUCGAUCAUUAUAUAUCGCUUCAGCUUUCUCAAGACGAUUCUGUUCAUCUUUUACUGUGAAAGAAGUUUUACUUAAAAAGCCUGUAGAUCAAAAAAUAUUGGUCCAGGGAUGGGUACAAGCUGUAAGAAAAUAUAAGGAAUUAUUUUUUGUGGAUCUCAUUGAUGGAACUUGUCUAGAUCGAUUGCAAAUUGUGAUUAAUGCUCAUAAUGUGAAGCCACCGAAUUAUGGAAGUUCAUUAAAAGUGCAAGGAUCAGUUGUUGAAAGUUCGCAUGCAGGUCAAGAAAUUGAAUUAAUUGCUGAUUCUUGGGAAACACUUGGUACAUGUGAUGAAAAUUAUCCAUUUGAAAAUCAUAAAAAAUAUUCUUCUGAAUACAUCAGACAGUACCCUCAUUUGAGACCUAGAACACGAAGAUUUUCAUCUAUUCUUCGAAUUAGAAACCAUGCUUCCAUGGCUGUACAUAAUUUUUUCCAGAAUGAAGGAUUUUGUUUCAUUCACACACCCAUAAUUACUCAGAACGAUUGUGAAGGUGCUGGAGAAGUUUUCACAGUUGAGGUGAAGGGAAAACUAGCCGAUACAUUACUUACAAAAAAUGUUGAAACAAAUGCUGAUAGUACUAAGGUUGAUCAACCCACAAAUAAUGAAAAUGAGCAUACUGGCUCAAAUGUUGAUGGUGAUAUAUUGGAAAAGCACUUUUUUGGAGCACCUACUUUUCUCACAGUAUCUGGACAACUCCAUUUAGAAUCAAUUGCUUGUGCCUUGACUCGUGUAUACAAUUUUGGUCCAACAUUCAGAGCAGAAGCUUCAAGAACAAGAAUGCAUGCUAGUGAAUUCCAAAUGAUUGAGGCAGAAAUUGCUUUUAUUGAAAAUGUUGAUGAAUUGUUGAAGACAGUUGAAAAAUGCCUAAAAAAAGUUACUGAAUCCAUAAUGGAAAACUGUCCUGAAGAAGUUAAAUUUAUUGUUAAAGAUGUUAAGAACUAUGAACAUUACAUAAAGAAUUUUUCAUCUAAAUCUUUUGUUAGAAUGCCUUAUAAAGAAGCUAUAAGUAUUUUACAGAAAAAUAAAGAAUCAUUAAAAACGCCUAUAGAGUUUGGUGAAGACUUAGCUACAGAACAUAAGCAGUUUAUAGUAAACUAUUGUGAUAAUGUUCCUGUCUUUGUAUCUAUGUUCCCUUCAACAAUCAAACCAUUUUAUAUGAAAUCUGAUGAAAAUAAUAUGGCUUGCUGUUUUGAUUUAUUUGCUGCUUAUGGUGGUGAAAUAUGUGGUGGAAGCUUAAGAGAAGAUAAUGAAGAAAAUUUGAAGAAAAAAUAUUCUUUUGAAAAACACACUAAUUUAUCAUGGUAUCUUGAUCUUAGAAAGUAUGGAACUGUACCACAUGGAGGAUUUGGGAUUGGUUUUGAAAGAUUGCUACAAAGUAUAUUAGGAAUAUCAAACAUUAGAGAUAUAAUUCCUUUUCCUAGACGAAAAUAUGAUUGCAAAUGUUAAUUUAUAUUAUGUAGUUUUAUUGUAAAUAAACAAAUUUGUAUUUAA